This is a messenger RNA of Sphaerulina musiva SO2202, 1518 nucleotides long. RefSeq names its product P-loop containing nucleoside triphosphate hydrolase protein. The record is from RefSeq and is a predicted model, not a curated record. Lineage: Eukaryota; Fungi; Ascomycota; Dothideomycetes; Mycosphaerellales; Mycosphaerellaceae. The transcript has a single exon. The annotation marks the transcript as partial. Gene Ontology annotation, molecular function: ATP binding; nucleic acid binding. Gene Ontology annotation, cellular component: nucleolus.
AAGAAGCAGCCGAAAUCUUUCGAGGCGCUGACGCCUGAACUUUCGCAAUGGAUUCUGGACUUUACGAGAGGGAUGGGUUUUGCCCGAACGACUCCCGUCCAGGCCAUGGCGAUACCACUUCUUCUGGGCAACAAAGAUUUGGUUGUGGAGGCUGUCACGGGAAGCGGAAAGACGCUCAGUUUUCUGAUUCCGUUAGUCGAGCGCAUUCUGAAGGCUGAGGAGCCGAACAAAAAGGGUCAUGUGCGAUCUAUUGUGGUGGCGCCCACGAAGGAACUGGCGAGUCAAAUCUAUGAUGUUCUCAUCGGUCUGUUGGAUUUUCACAAGCCUUCUGCGGCUUUUCUGAGGCAGGCGGCGAAGCCCGAGCGGGAUAGUGAAGAUGAAGAUAUGGACGGCAUCGACGACGACGAGGUCGAUGAUGAGGUUCCGCCGGGACCAUAUGCUGUGCCGCAGCUUCUGGUGGGUGGUAUGAAUAAGUUGGCGGAAGACCUGGCGACGUUUGCUCAGCUGGGCCCGAAUAUCCUGGUGGGGACACCGAAGCGACUGGUCGAGGUGCUGCAUUCGUCGAAAGUGGUCGUGAAACGACACUGGUUCGAUUUGCUCGUCCUUGACGAGGCAGAUCGUCUGCUCGAUCCCAAUUUUCAACCGGAUCUGCAGCGUAUUCUCGACAUUGUACCCAAGGAGAGACGAACGGGACUGUUUAGCGCAUCCGUCUCGGAGGCAGUCGAUGAGCUGGUCCGAGUCGGUAUGCGCUAUCCUUUCAAAAUCAGCGCGAAAGUGCGAAGCAAAACUGGCGCGCUGGAUAAGCGUACACCGGAAAGUCUGAAGCUGUAUCACUUGAUCACGAAGCCUUCACUGCGAAUACCACAUCUGAAGCUUAUACUACAGCAAAGUCACGCCGAGAAAUCGAUCAUCUAUGUAUCUACACGUGCAGGCGUAGACUAUUGGAAUCACAUCCUGCAAGCACUGCUCGGCAUGCCAGUGUAUCCCCUUCACGGCGAUCACAAAGCUGCCAUUCGGAUGAAGAAUUUGCAGCGAUUCCGGGAUGCGACGUCCUCGGCAAUACUCCUCACUACGGAUGUGCUCGCGCGAGGGAUUGAUAUACCCGACAUAGAUCUGGUCGUACAACUGGAUCCGCCGAAACAGCCCAAGGACUUCAUCCACCGAUGCGGACGUUCCGGUAGAGCAGGUAAACGAGGCAUGGCUGUCACGUUCUUGAGCGAAGGCGGAGAAGAAGAUUACGUGAAGUACUUGAGUCUGCAGGGCACGCCGCUCGAGCCAUAUCCUGAUGCUCCGACAUUGACAGCCAGCGAUGCCAGAGAAGCCACGAAUGCUAUCCGUAACGUGCUACAACAAAAGCGAGAGCUCCACGAUCGGUCGCAGAAGGCCUUUGUCAGCUGGAUACAGGCGUACAGCAAAACUCUGCCCACAGAUAUCUUCGGUGUGCGAAAAUUGGACUGGGCUGAGACAGGCAGAGCGUGGGGACUAUUACGCUGGCCCAAGAUGCCGGAGUUAAAGCGC